This is a messenger RNA of Purpureocillium takamizusanense, 342 nucleotides long. RefSeq lists its product as uncharacterized. The record is from RefSeq and is a predicted model, not a curated record. Lineage: Eukaryota; Fungi; Ascomycota; Sordariomycetes; Hypocreales; Ophiocordycipitaceae. The coding region runs from base 1 to 342 and encodes 113 amino acids. The transcript has a single exon.
AUGGGGUGCUCUGCGGGCAACGUUGGCAGCCAGACGCGGGGGCGACAUCGUGCCUCAACCCAGGACGGGUCGUACGAGCUCCUGCGAGCAAUGGUCAUGAUGUCGUGGGCUGACUCAAAUGCUCGCACCAGGUUCCAUCAGACGUUACUUCAUCGCCCGUCGCUUCAGCCAUUCGGGCCUGCCUGGCAUCGAACGCAAUUGAUUCCCGUGUCACCCAGCAGAAAGCGGCUUGAUGAUGCAACGCCGGUAUACUAUGCAGAUCCAAGACGGGCUGCCAGGCAGGCCACCAGCCAGCUUCCCCGCGUCGCUCGUGCAACACUGCUGCAGACGCGUCAAACCUAA